Prorocentrum cordatum is the source of this 1216-nucleotide messenger RNA. NCBI's taxonomy places the organism in Eukaryota, Dinophyceae, Prorocentrales, Prorocentraceae. The record is from the annotation of a GenBank genome assembly.
CGCCGCCGAGCCGCCCUGGCUGCAGGUCGGCGGCGGCGGCGAGGCCUCGCCCAGCCUGCAGGUCCAGCUCGACCACGCGGCGCCGGCGGCUCACCUCCAGGUGGAGGUUCUUCCUUCGGGCCGUCCCCCGCGCCGCCGCCUGCAAGAGUUUGGCUCGUUCGUGGACGGCGGGGGCGAGGAGAAGCAGGGCCGGACCCAGGUCAACGUCUGCCGCGAGGGGUACCGCUGCAUCUCGCGCGCCCGCCGCUUUGGCUACGACCACUCGGGGCCGCUGGACGCGAACAAGGCCAGAGAGGUCAAGGACCCCAUGACUGAGGACUACGAGUGGAACUGCCCUUUCCACGGGGCCUGGAUGUCCGAUAUGUACGAGUCUUCACCGAACCACGAGAAGACCUUCUGCAAUGAUGAUUCGGAUGACUGCCUGUGCGUAACGCGAGGCUCUGGUAACUACCAGGCUAUUCUUCACGAUGGGAAAGAGAGGAUCUUCGGUGAGUUUGAAAUUCAACCCGAUCGGAUCGCAGCCGAGACAACGAAGAGGAAGCUCUCCGUGAUACCGCACUACCCGAUUCGCAAGGUCCCAUUACGGUUCAACAUUGAGGAUCCGGAAUCCGAAAUGGGCUCCGUGUUCACAGUCCCUGCGGAGAAGUGGCUUCAGGAGUACAAGGCCGAGGCGCCCAAGCUGCAGCUCGCCCUGGACCAGCUGGUGUCGUGGAUCCGCAGAAACUUCGCCGAGAGGGUUCAGGAUAAACCCUUCGUGUGCGGGGAGGCGGCAUCUCCCGAGGAGCACCCGUCUUUCUCCAAGUCGGAGACCACGGCAGCGCUGUCCUCGAUCCAACGGUUUCAGAUCCUCCAGAGGGACUGCGAGUCGAUGAGGGACACGGUGGUGAAGCUGGCGUCCACGCCGGAUGGAGAAGGCUUCGCCCCGGACGGGUCCCAAGGCUCCCACAAGCUGAACUGCCACGACCUCCCGGAUGGCUCCUGCAGGCAGCUGAACUGCUACUCCGGCGCGGACGACGCGCAGCUCCGCGCUGACAUCCAGGUCUUCAAGGCUCGCAUGGACCAGUGCAGGCCGGAGCGAGACCUCCCCGAGGAGGAGCCCGCCGGGGCACCCGCGCCUGCGCCGCCGCCGCCGCAGCCGGCGGCCAACGACGGCGCUGCGGCAGCCGCGGGGGCGCCAGCCGCGGCGCCGACCGGCGGCCCGCCCGCGCCCAAGCAG